AUGACUGAAAGUGUAAGAGUCCUUAUCUCUGGAGCUGCAGGUCAGAUUGGUUACGUGAUGUCCCAUUGGAUUGCAGAUGGUAUGCUCUUUGGCCAGCGUAAAAUUAUUCUUCAUCUUUUCGAAUCAACUUCCGCACAAUCAAGAUUAGAUGCAUUAGCGAUGGAAUUGCAAGACAGCAGUUUCCGGUAUCUUGAUGGAGUUGUUGCGACAACAAAUCCAGAGGAAGGAUUCAAAGACGUUGAUGUCGCAUUUUUGUUAUGUACUUGCUUUACGCGCCCAGGACAGAAGCGUCUAGAUAUUCUUGCUAACAAUGCAAAAAUAUAUAAACAGCAAGGCGAAUAUCUGAAUAAAUAUGCGAAACCAACAUGUAAGGUUUUAGUAACAGGAAAUCCUGCAAAUACGAACGCAUUAGUAACAUUACUUAACGCACCAAAUCUCAAACCAGAAAACUUUACAUCUCUUUCUUACCUUGAUCACCUUCGAAUUACGAAUGCUGUUGCGAUAAAACUUAACAUCGAAAGUUCUAAGAUUCGGAAUGUUAUUGUUUGGGGCAAUCAUUCAGACACUCUAUUUCCUGACAUUUCGCAGGCAUAUUUCGAGAAAGAUGGCGAAAAAAAUUUUGUUUCUUCACUUCUUGAGGAAAAAUACAUUCACGAAGAACUUCCAGACUACAUAUCCAAAAGAGGAUGGCAGAUUCUCAAUUACAGAGGACUUUCUUCAGCAUCAUCUCCUUGUUUAGCUGCAAUUCUUACAAUGAAGGCAUUUCUCUUCGGAACAGAACCAGACCAAAUCAUUUCAAUGGGUGCGAUUGUUCCUCAAUCGUCUCCUUAUGGACUCCAACCAGGUCUCCUUUGUUCCCUCCCUUGUACAGUUGACAAAGACGGAAAAGUUCACAUUGUCGAAGACUUACAGCUUAACGACUGGGUUAAUUCUAAGCUCAAAGCAACAGAAGAAGAACUUAUCCAAGAAAAAGAAUACGCAAUGUCAAUUAUUUGA
Trichomonas vaginalis G3 is the source of this 996-nucleotide messenger RNA. Its product is annotated as malate dehydrogenase. Gene Ontology annotation, molecular function: L-malate dehydrogenase (NAD+) activity. Bases 1 to 996 code for a protein of 331 amino acids. Lineage: Eukaryota; Parabasalia; Trichomonadida; Trichomonadidae. The record is from RefSeq and is a predicted model, not a curated record. Gene Ontology annotation, biological process: tricarboxylic acid cycle; malate metabolic process; oxaloacetate metabolic process. The transcript has a single exon.